Messenger RNA from Nilaparvata lugens (brown planthopper), 903 nucleotides. Its product is annotated as ejaculatory bulb-specific protein 3. The transcript has 3 exons. NCBI's taxonomy places the organism in Eukaryota, Metazoa, Arthropoda, Insecta, Hemiptera, Delphacidae. The record is from RefSeq and is a predicted model, not a curated record. Bases 1 to 576 code for a protein of 191 amino acids.
AUGAUAUGGCUCUUCUGCGACCUAAUGGAAAUUACAGAAGCUAACAUAUUUCUUGCUCACAAAACCAACCGGACGGUGCACCUUCCCGCCCCCCUUGUGAAGAGAGGAAGACGUGGGGGAGUGAGAGGGGACACCUCCUCCGAGGAGAUGCGUUAUAAGAGAGUGUUGGACAUCAGUGAGAGUAAGUUUGGUUUCGAUUGCAGCAAGAUGAGGUGCCUUCUGCUGGUUGCAGUCGUCUGUGCGGCGCUGGUCGCUGUCUGUCACGCCCAGGACAGCAAGUACACGUCCAAGUACGACAACAUCGACAUCGACAAGAUUCUCAAGAACGACCGCGUCCUGUCGCAGUACAUCAAGUGUCUCAUGGGCGAGGGCUCCUGCACUCAGGAAGGACGAGAACUCAAAAGACUGCUGCCUGAUGCAAUCCAGUCCAACUGCUCCAAAUGCAGUGAGAAACAGAGGAGUGCUUCAGUUAAAGUGAUGCGACAUCUUCGUCAAAGUAGGGAGCGCGACUGGAACAGACUCCUCGACAAGUACGACCCACAGGGAGACAAGAGGAAGAACUUGAAACUUGACUGAACACUUUCAAGCAAACUACUUUUGUAAAAAAUGCAAACUAGAACAAAUAAUUUUGCUCUAUGUGAAGACAAACAAAUAAUGCUCUCUGUGUUUCAACUUGUGUUGUUUCAUUCCUAUACUAUUAUAUUAAUUCCUCUUUAUUACAAACUACAAAAGUAAUACAGGAAUUAAUUCAUGACAGUCGAAUAAAGUACUGUGUACCUACUUACUGUAGAUGUUCUGAAUAUUCUCGUAAGUUCUUGAACUGAGAAUCAUUUCAAUCAAUUUAGACUGCAAAUGUUUGACCAUUGUUAUUUUUAUUACAAAUAAAGUUUUUUUUGUAAUUCU